CGAGUCUCGUACCGUACCUACCAAGGUCAAUGUGACCACUCACCAACCUAGCAUUUGCACUUGGGAUUGGGUAUCGACGAGCACCACAAAGUGAUAGUCUUGGAAUCAAUUGUUCAUUCGCUGCUUCGGUCCUCUACCGCCAUCACACCGCAUCACGUUCAGCCUUACCUCGUGGUCAACGAUCUGCUGACAAUAAACAAACUCACGGCCCCACCUGGUUGCGCCUUUUGUGGCCUUUUCAGGCACCGCAUCCUGCAUCCUCAACGAUUGGCAUUGUUUCUACACGGACACAUCCAAAGGACAACAUCCCGACUGAACAUUCACACUGAACUUGAGAUCCACACUUUACAGCAAUGACUGACACUGGCUUGCCCCCAGACUGGGAGGUCCGCCAUUCCAACUCCAAGAACCUCCCCUACUACUUCAAUCAGAAGACUCACGAGUCAAGAUGGGAACCUCCUGAGGGCGCCGACACCGAAAUUCUCAAGGGCUACAUGGCUCAACAUCACAGCUCUGCCAACACCCGCAUCGAUGGUGCUGCAGCUGAGGGUAAAAUCCGGGCUGCACAUCUGCUGGUCAAGCACAAAGACAGCCGUCGACCUUCAUCCUGGCGGGAGACCAACAUCACACGAUCCAAAGAGGAAGCCAUCGAGAUGUUGAAGGGAUACGAGGAUCAAAUCCGCUCUGGUCAGAAGUCUCUCGGUGAUCUUGCCGUGUCCGAGUCGGACUGCAGCAGUGCGCGGAAGCGAGGAGAUCUAGGGUUCUUCGGAAAAGGCCAGAUGCAGAAGGAAUUUGAAGACGCUGCCUUUGCUCUGCAACCGGGAGAAAUGAGCGGCAUCGUCGAGACGGCGUCCGGGGUACAUCUGAUCCAACGAAUUCAGUGAAUCGGGGGAGUCCUGGCAAAGACGGCACUAUGACCACCGGUGUUGGUGCCUGGCCUAGUGUCUCUCACAUGCUCGGAAUGGAUGUCCGCGAUUUGUUCAUCAUUUUGAUGCGGCAGUUCUCGCUCUCGCUAUAUCUCUCGCCGUGGCAACAGUGAUGGAAGUAUAGCCUUACGUCAAGUGGAUGGGAUCGAGUUUGUACAAUUGCAUCGGCCACCUCGUCCGCAAGAAAAAGGACCCCAAAUCCAAACAGCUGGCGUCACUGCUCCUGGUUGAAAACGCAGCAGAUCGGAUGAUUUCCCGAUGACUUUCCCCCUUUCACGAGCUACUUGAGAACUAAUCACCUAAUGAGUGCUAAUGUUAGUUGUGCGGCAUUCUCCAUCAAAUGCUUAGGGUGGACCUGGUGAGGCAUGACACGGAGAGUCGUUCCAGGAAUUGUGAUUCGAGCAGUGGGCUGAUCAUGAAAGACUGCCCAGGUGGCCAUGAGGCUCCCACCCCAAGCACCAACCACCAACCACAUGUGUAUCGUACUCAUACGUCACGAAACCGCACACGGUCUCCAGCCAAUACAUGAUUUUGGCGUGAUCCCAUCCAGUUUCCACACAGGAGAACCACUUUUUAACCGUGUCUCUUCCCGGGCCAAUCAGAAAUACUUGGGGAAUGCCCUCCAUCAG
Molecule: messenger RNA, 1555 nt
Organism: Exophiala xenobiotica
Lineage: Eukaryota; Fungi; Ascomycota; Eurotiomycetes; Chaetothyriales; Herpotrichiellaceae
Exons: 3
Coding region: 354-884 (176 amino acids)
Cellular component (GO): nucleus; cytosol
Molecular function (GO): protein binding; peptidyl-prolyl cis-trans isomerase activity
Source: RefSeq, a predicted model, not a curated record